UAAAUCGGUCUCUUGGUUUAAAGAAAGAAUGUAUUUGACAUGUGGGUAUAAGCAUCAUUAAAGGAGAGCGGUGUGCAUGGAAGCAGCGUCCAGUCCCGUAAGCAGCAGGCUGCCUGAGCCGUGCCGUUCCGUGCCGUGCCGGACUCACACAGCGGACCGCUCACUCCGGCCGCCUCUCCGUCGCCACCACACGGCCUCAAUCCGAAUCGGAACCGCAGCCGUCACGCCGCGCCGGUACUUGUGGCGAUGUGGGGCGUGCCGCGCGCACUCGUAAUCCCCGGAUCCUCGGGGAAGGAGCGUGAUUUGCGGGACGGUGUUGUCACGGGGAAGGUGGCGCCGGGGACCUGUUGGAAAUGACAGCUGAGCGAGGCGGACGGAAGCACCGGAAUCACCGCAGCGGCAAACGUAGCAGAUAGCGAAGCAACUCCCUCGCGUCACCGUGUAACGGGGUUAUAGAGAUGGAGACCCUGAUGAGUGCGGUGGGACCGCGCUCCCCGGCCCCGGCCAAAAAGCUGUCAGAGGUGGACUUCCGGUCGGGGGCCACCCUGGAGCAGCUGUCGGCCCAGGUGUCCGAGCUGGUGGUGCUGGAGCAGGGGGACUUCGGAGACCAGACCGCCUUAGAGGUUCACACCGCCAAAGACUUUAUCUUCAACAUGCUCGGCUUGGUCCAGAAGGUUGACCAGCGCCUACCGGUGGCCAACGAGUACCUGCUGCUGUCCGGCGGGGCCCGGGAGGGGGUCCUGGACCUCAACCCCGAGGACCUUGGGGACUACGCCAAAGGGGCCGACUUCGACCUGGACUUCACCCUGCUGGUACCGGCCCUCAAGCUCCAUGACCGCAACCAGCCCGUCACCCUGGACAUGAGGCAUUCCCCGCCCUGCCAUUCGUGGCUCAGCCUGCGCCUCUGCGACUCCAACGUGAUGUCCCGCUGGAGCAUCUGCUGCCAGGAGGAGAGUGCAUUUACCACCGAGGAGGAGGAGGAAGAGGAGGAGGCAGAAAUGAGUAGAGGCUCCAUCCCCUCCCUGGACUCUCCUCAUUCCCUGGAUGGAUGCUACUUCUCUCCCUCCCUGGUGACGGACUGGUUCUGGGGGGUGGUGAGCGAGGCCGUAGAGGAGCUGAGGCGCUGCCCCCAGAGAGGCAUCCCCACACCGGACCGCCUUGAGAGGAACGGACCCCUCACCACCAUCAUCCUCCAGGCCGGCUCCAGCCGGGUGCUGUACGACUUGCUGCCGGUGGUGUCCUUUCGGGGGUGGCCCGCCGUGGCCCAGGGCUGGCUGACCGCCAACCACUUCUGGGACGGUAAAAUCACAGAGGAGGAAGCCAUAUCGGGCUUCUAUCUGCUGCCCUGCUGCUCCCCGCUGGGCGGUCGGCCCGACAGGGAGUGGAGGCUGGCGUUCUCCCGCAGCGAGGUCCAGCUGAAGAAGUGCAUCCCGUACCCCAUGGCACAGGCCUUCCAAGCAGCCCGGGCCGUGUUGUCCCGCAUCCUGGCCCGGCCCCGCGCGGGCCUCAGCCUCUACCACCUGCGCACCCUCCUCUUCUGGGCCUGCGAUCGGCUUCCCUCCGCCUACCUGUCCUGCGCCGACGCCGACACCCCCGGCCGCCUCCUUCUAGGUCUCCUGGACGACCUGGCUCAUUGCAUCCUGGGUAAAAACUGCCCAAACUACUUCCUCCCCCAGUGCAACAUGUUGGAGCACCUCACGGACAGCCAGGCGUUGCUGGUCGCCAGGAAGCUGGCCCACGUGCGCUCCGAUCCCGGCGAUCACCUGCGGGCGGCUCUGGACCAAGCCCAGCAGGCGGGCCACCUGAAGAAAGAGCUCACGGCGAGCACCAACGGCCACGGCUCGCCCGGGCACCACCCGGCCAACGGCAUCAUCUCCCCGUCGGACGACAAGCUGGCGCAGCGGCUGCAGCAGCUGGUGACCGAGAACCCUGGGAAGUCCAUAUCCGUGUUCCUCAACCCCGACGACGUGACCCGGCCGCACUUCCGCAUCGACGACAAGUUCUACUGAUGGCGCAGAGGAGACGCCGCUGGCUGGAAGUGAGGCCCCCUCCUUCUGUUCUCGGGCCGACGGAUGCGGCGAAGUUUUGCUGCUCGACGAACUCUUUAAACCAAAAACAAACAUGUCCUACUACUGAAAAAUCCCGAAGCGGUUGCCAUGGAGACGGCCCUCUCCUAACGAGCUGGCCUUAAUGAGACUUAUCAGCUGGUGCUACAAAGACGGACACGAGUCGUGUGAACUGCGUGCAGUGGAGCUCAGCACUGUGUGUUCGUGUGUGUGUGUGUGUGUGUGUGU
Molecule: messenger RNA, 2294 nt
Organism: Gasterosteus aculeatus aculeatus (three-spined stickleback)
Lineage: Eukaryota; Metazoa; Chordata; Actinopteri; Perciformes; Gasterosteidae
Gene: tmem102
Product: transmembrane protein 102
Source: RefSeq, a predicted model, not a curated record